CACACACAAGCCGACGCUCGGGCGACAGUCUCGCACACGCACACGCACACGCACGCAGAGACCGCGGCCCACCGCCCGCCCAUCCCAGCCGCCUUUCCCCCGUCGCCAUGGCACCCAAGAAGAUCGAACCCAAGAAGCCGGAGCCCAAAAAACCGGAGCCCAAGAAGGAGGCGGCCCCGGCCCCCAAACCCGCGGCCGCGGCCGCCCCGGUCCCCGAGCCCAUCCCGGAACCGCCCAAGGAGCCCGACUUCGACCCCAAGAGCAUCUCCCUGGAGUACUCCCCCGACCAGAUCGAGGAGUUCAAGGAGGCCUUCACCCUGUUCGACCGCACGCCCAAGGGGGAGAUGAAGAUCACCUAUGCCCAGUGCGGUGACGUGAUGCGGGCCCUGGGCCAGAACCCCACCAACGCCGACGUGCUCAAGGUGCUGGGGAAGCCGCGGCCAGACGAGAUGAGCUCCAAGAUGGUGGACUUCGAGACCUUCCUGCCCAUGCUCCAGCACAUCUCGCGCUCCAAGGAGAAGGGCAACUUCGAGGACUUCGUGGAGGGCCUCAGGGUCUUCGACAAGGAGGGCAACGGCACCAUCAUGGGCGCCGAGCUGAGGCACGUCCUGGCCACGCUCGGGGAGAGGAUGUCCGAGGACGAGGUCGACCGGCUAAUGGCCGGGCAGGAGGACGCCAACGGCUGCAUCAACUACGCCUCCUUCGUCAAGCACAUCUUGUCUGGGUGAGAUGGACACUUCAGAAGGACUUUUAUCCCCCUUUUAGGUCAUCCAUUUUGUUAAUUUUCCCUUGGUCCCACACCAGUAUGUUUGAGCAGAUACCGAGAACCCAGUUUGGGUUCUCGGUAUGAGGACUAUGUCCUUGUGAGUCACCGAUUUUCAUUUGUUAUAAAGUA
Molecule: messenger RNA, 895 nt
Organism: Conger conger (European conger)
Lineage: Eukaryota; Metazoa; Chordata; Actinopteri; Anguilliformes; Congridae
Product: myosin light chain 4-like
Exons: 1
Coding region: 108-728 (206 amino acids)
Cellular component (GO): myosin II complex
Molecular function (GO): calcium ion binding
Source: RefSeq, a predicted model, not a curated record